UCAAGUGACUCGUGAACUUUAAACGUUGGUUAUUCUUUAAGUAUUAUGUUUUCGCGUUGGUUUAUCUUUGUGAAUAUAUCAUUAUUAUUGUUAUGUUUGGUAAAUACUAUUGAAAUGGAAAAUGAAUCGAUGAUAAAUGAAGAAAGUACAACAAGGUUAUCAUUUAAAAUUGAUGGUAUCGGCGAUGGAGAUUCAGAUUCCAAUUCCGCAUUAACUACAGAUGUUGAUAGAUCAACUAAAUUAGAUAAUGAAACCCAAACGCAAGUCAAUAAUUCAAUAUCAAACGGAACGAAGAAAGUUUGCGACGGUAAAAAUUGCACGGAUUAUCCGAUGACACGAGAUUCGUUUAGCAAAGAAUCAAAAAAACAAGGAAAAGAAGAUACGUUUCCUUUUACUUUCUCUCCGCUAAAUUCAUCGGAGUUUAAUAAUACGUCCUUGGAAAGCUCAUCACCUUCUUCCUCUUCUUCACCGGCGACUUUCCACCAUUUGGAGGCGAAUUCCGAGCAGAGAAAGUCUUAUAAUUUAAAUACUAUAAAUUCUCUUCAUCAAACAUUACAAAAUGUAAUAUUGAUGGUUGUCAGACGUAUUUCACCGCUGUAUGGAUUCAAUCCAGAUAGAAAUGCCAAUUCAAAUAAAUCACAAGACAAAAUUGAGCGGUUCCAUCAACCACCACCAAAUAUUACCGAACUUGUUGACAGCAAUAUAAACGCUACUGUUGAAAGUGAUCAAAUCAAUAAGGUUUCAAGUUUGAACAAAUUUUCAGAUAUCAUUUUAGCGGCUAAAUUUGCGACUAAUUCUACAUCUAAGACCAACAAAUCAAAAAUAUAUCACGCCAAAAAAGUAAAGCGUAGUGUAAGCAGAGACCGUUGGAUAACAAAAAUGAAUAAUAAAGAAGAUGGAAUGGUGGAAAUGUAUGCUUUCAUUGUUCGAGAUGAAAAAAUUCCCGCCUGUUGUCAUCCAGCAUCUGCUAUCACGUAUAUAAAAACUUUUAAUUACAAAAUCAAAUUUAACUACAAAAAUAAAUAUUUCUUUAUCAAAAUUACUAGAAUAACGAAUAUUUGUAUGCUUUUUUCAGCGACAAAAGGUAUUUUAUGUGCAGUGGUGCUAUUUUGACAGCGACACAUGCCAUUACAACAGCGUCCUGCAUGCACUUUGCCGAUUUAUACGAGCAACACAUCGAUGCCGAACUGGCUGUUCUUGUUGGCGCUGCAACAUCGUUACCCUACGUCAUCAAAAUAAAUCGCUAUGAAAUGCAUCCGAAUUAUGUUUAUAAUGUUGACAGCCCUGACCACCCGACUUACAAUGUUGCAAUUUUGUUUUUGAAUUGCGGAUUUAGCUUUCUUACUGGGGUUAUUGAGUUGCCAAAGCUGCCCAAGGGUAUUUAUGAUGACGUCGGUCACAUGUGCUGUAGCCAAAAAUGCCAGCUUUUGACGGUUAUACAAAGAGUCAAUAAUCACCAUCUUAUUAAACCGAUAGAAGCUCAGCAUUUGCCUCCACCGGUUCACGACGACGACAGUUUAAUGACAGUACCGAGACGUAAUUUUGGAUUAAGAAGACUGUACCGGCUUAAAAAGAAUAUAUUUCCCUUGAUAAGGAGAAAAAGGAAUCCGGUUAAGCUCGCUCCAGCGCCGUCAUUCUUAUCAAAGGAUACGUCUUUGUUUGCUGAAAGAAGCAACAGUGGUAAAAAAGUUCAAAUUAAACGACAAAAUGAAGUUACGAAACGGAAAAAGAAAACUAAGGACAUACUAGACGUAAUUGCUGAUGCCAAGAAAGGAGCAAAAAGUAAAAAACAAAAAUCUUUUGAUAUCAACGACAUCAAAAGUAUCAACGGCAGAAGGAAAAUUAUCGAUGAUCUGAAAGAGAGAAUAGCGUCGAAUUUGAUGCAAGUUGAUGAAAAACUUACGUCAAUUGACUGGAGUAAAAUAGAGGAGGAAACAAAACCAAAAGUCCGAGUAACCGAUCAGGAAAAAAUUGAAAAAUUUGCCAAGGAAAUUGUUGACGAGACGAUGGGUCGUUUGGAAGAAGUUUUAGAAACCAAUGUGACUAGCGAUGUUGGAGCCAAGCGUAAAGAUAGUGUUAAUAAUAAAAAAAAUAUUUUACUCUCGAUGAUGGGCGAGUCAAAAGAUCCGGAGAUACUUAAGAAUUUUGCUGAAAUUUUUUCUAAUGUCAUUAAGAGUGCAAUACCUCCUAACAAUGCCAGUCGUAUAUCAGUGUCGUCAGAUAUCACAAUUGAGAAAAAAGAUUUGACUGAUCCUCGAUCAAGGUAUCACAAGUGUCCUCCUCUUGGUUCGCCAGUUUUCAGAAAUCGUACUCUGGUCGCGAUGGUCGCUUACACAUGUGAUGACGUAGAAAGCUGGGUCGAGUGGAAAUACGUGAGCUUAUCAAGAAAUUUAAACUGGAUCCGUCAAAGAACAUCAGUAGCUCAAAAUCAGAAGCCUACAAUGUGUGCCACCGAGUUUGCUGGCAGUGACUUUUCUGAAGCAGGCUUGAGUUUGAAUUACGGAGACGAGAUUAUCCAAAAAUCAGCUCUGUUCAAAAAACAGAGCCCAUCGUAUCUUGAGACAUUCGAUAACACUUACAAGCCUGUUGACGAGACACUGAAAGGCGUCAGAGAAACAAACAACGAGAACGAUAACUCCAGGGCGUUUACAAUUCCCAGCGUGCAUCCGAAGUUAUCAGACUGGCAAAUUGGGCCUGACCCGACGAAGAACCCUUCAUGGCCGCCGAAUGGGGUCCCACCUCCGAGCAAUAAGGGAAGAUUCGUAGCAGUGAGCAACGUUAAUUCAAAUACCUGCUUCACAAAACCCGAUGGGUCUACGGACUGUCGAACGGUCUCUAACACGUACACGCUGGAGUAAUGAUUCAAUCAGCACUCAAUUUACUCACGAUGUGCCUAUAUUUAUAUCGUAGGUAACAAUAUCCAAUUAAGACGCCUUUUAUUACACCAAACCAAUUUGUAACGUCAUUUCAGGGCUAUCUUGUUGUUAGUUAAUUAUCUGACAAAAGCUUUUAAAUUAUAUUCUAAGAAACGGGACAAUCAACUUCCUACUUUAAGCUUACUUAAGAUUUACGACAAACAGUAUAUCAACGAUCGACAGUCUUUUGAUAAUUUAAUCUUGUAUGAUAUUAUUAUAUAUUACAUGUAGAAAAAAAAA
This is a messenger RNA of Cotesia glomerata, 3155 nucleotides long. RefSeq lists its product as uncharacterized. NCBI's taxonomy places the organism in Eukaryota, Metazoa, Arthropoda, Insecta, Hymenoptera, Braconidae. Bases 1092 to 2858 code for a protein of 588 amino acids. The record is from RefSeq and is a predicted model, not a curated record. The transcript is spliced from 6 exons.